AUGCUUAUACUGGUGACUGGCGCGGCAGGUUUCAUCGGAAGUCACACGGUCCUUGAGUUGCUGGAGUCCGGCUAUGACGUGCACUGCAUAGACAACUUUGCUAACGCGAUACCAGGGAAUACAAGUCAAGCAUAUAUGAAUAUUUCAGAGUAGUUGAUGAAAAAAAAAAUACCGCAUCUUGAACUCCCCCUUCGAAAGUUUGAGUGUGUUCUGCAAAAUAACAGCGGUCAUUUUUCAUGCAAGAUAUAGCAUUUUCAGAUGCCGAUGGCAACGCGAUAUCUCUACUACGUGUCUCAGAAAUUGUUGGAAAACCAGUGCCCUUCGAGGAUUGCGACGUCUGCGAUGAAGUUGCCCUGGAAAAGAUUUUCUCAGCGGUUUGCUCAGUGUUUUCUAUGAAAGAUUACAUGAAUUUUCAGCGAAAUUUCGACGGGGUCAUCCAUUUGGCCGCUCUGAAGUCUGUCGGAGAGUCAGUCUCCAAACCGCUCGACUAUUACGCCAACAAUCUCGUAGCCAGUUUGAACUUGAUCAGGGUUCGUAAAUUCAAAGCUUGAUUCAAUGUUAGGAUGGAAAAAAAAUUCUUGUGAAAGUUCUGAGUGUAGAAUCAUCACGAAAGAGCCUAGCGAUAAGGUGAAUGCUCCAAUUCGUUUUUAAAAAAUUACUUCGUUAGUAUCAAGUGAAAAUUAUUGGAAAUAGAGAAUUUUCUUUUGCUCAAUUGCUUAUUCAGCUUUCAAUUUUCAACAACGUCAUUUAGUCUUUGAGAAAACGCUUGAUUUGCGCUGAAUUUGUAGGUUUGGUCAUUUUAGCAGCACAAACCAAGUUUUAUAGAGUCUAGAUUUAACGCCGUAAAUUAAAGGUGUAUAUUUCACUAAACAACACAUAGGUUAAAUGGAGUUUUGGUCGGAGAAAUGAGAGAAAAGUAUGAAAAAAUUUCGAUUCCUCAUAAGUUGAAUAGUUCAGCCAAAGAACUAAGGAACUCUAACAAUUGGUUGUUUUCCAAAUACUGUCAUUUGCUUUCGAAUGAUUCCUCUUUUACAGAUGUGCUUGAAAUACAACGUGAAAAACUUCGUUUUCUCAAGCAGCGCGACAGUCUACGGACCCCCAUCAGAGCUUCCUAUAACAGAAAAGAGCACAACUGGACAGGGAAUCACGAAUCCCUAUGGCCAGACUAAGUAUAUGAUGGAACAGAUUCUGAUCGACGUCGGAAAGGCGAAUCCUGUAAGUUUUUCCCGGAGACUUCUGAUUUGAAUGUUUCUCUAGGACUGGAACAUUGUUCUUCUGCGCUAUUUCAAUCCGGUAGGCGCGCACAAAUCGGGCAGAAUCGGCGAAGAUCCCAAAGGCGUACCCAACAAUUUGAUGCCGUUCGUCAGCCAGGUCGCCAUUGGCAAAUUGCCGGCUCUGACCAUUUAUGGCGACAAAUUCGACACUCCCGACGGAACUGGUGUUCGAGAUUACAUCCAUGUGGUGGAUCUUGCCAAGGGACACGUCAAGGCUCUCGACCGUAUCAAAAAAGAAGGUUUUUCUGAUUCGAGUGAACGCUUUUAUCGAUUUACUCUCAAGGUAACGUUGGAACGGAGAUCUACAACUUGGGUACUGGAAAAGGUUAUUCCGUGAAAGAUAUGGUCACUGCUCUGGAAAAAACCAGUUCCAAGAAGAUUGCCGUUCGUGUGGGUUUCUUUCUUGAUUUCCAGUGAUUUAUAAAAAAAAAUAACAGAAAAUAACUAAAACUGUAACCGUAUUUUUUUAUCUUUAAAUUUGCUCAUGAACACUUUUUGCGACGCGGCUUUUUGGUGGAAAAAAAUCGAGGUCAAAACAAAAUCGUUUAGAAAUUAUAUAUUAAAAAAAGAAAGGAUGUUUUUUACACUUUAUUCUGCUAUCGAUUCGUCUUAAAUUUCAAAAAAACACAGGAAAUAAAGUUUUAUUGAAAAAAUUGAUCAAAAAAAGUAGGCGAACUUCUUUUGAAAGCUAGAAUGGAUUUCAUCUUGAGUCAAAACUUGGGAAAACUUAAAAUAAUUACGCAAUAGAGCGGAAAAAUGACAUGAGAAUUUCAGUUAAGUUAAAGAGGUACACAAAAAGUUGAACUUCCGAAGUGGAUUUCAGAUAGGCGAACCACGUCCUGGCGACGUCGCCUCAGUGUACUGCGACCCGUCUCUGGCCGCCGAAAAGCUUGGCUGGCGUGCCGAGUUCGGUCUCGAAGACAUGUGUCGCGACCUUUGGAACUGGCAGUCUCAAAAUCCCAAUGGAUUUGCUAACUAA
This is a messenger RNA of Caenorhabditis auriculariae, 2253 nucleotides long. Lineage: Eukaryota; Metazoa; Nematoda; Chromadorea; Rhabditida; Rhabditidae. The record is from the annotation of a GenBank genome assembly.